GUGUGUGUGUGUGUGUGUGUGUGUGUGUGUGUGUCUGUGUGUGUGUGUGUGUGUGUGUGAGUUAAGAGCGCCUCUUUUCCUCGGGGUGAGUUCGCUCUGGAGUGUCUGGACUUCCUCUGCACCCUCUAGUGUCAGACUCACACACUUGGUCUCAUCUGUAUUCACCAGAAGCAGAGCGUCCUCGUCCUGACUAAACUUUUUCCAAACAAACACCCGUUUUAAGUUAUUAUAAUGUUACAGCUCAUCUGCCUGUCAGUCCUCCACACCUUUAGCGUUGCCGUUGCCCAAUUUAAAAUGCAUGCACAGCCGGUUUUUCCUCACAGGUGCGAUGGCCUGGAUCUCCGUCCGCUCGGCCUGACAUUCCUGAUGGACGUCGCUUUCUUGGGUGAAGAGCCGAGCCGAGGCUCUCUGGAUGAAGCGGUUGCACGCGGGCGCCGAGGAGGACCGAGGCCUGGUGGUGAGGGACGAGCUGGCUCAGACGUAUGGAGACGGUCCCGAGAGUCCAGAUGCAUUGCGCUCGGACGGCUCCUGCUCGGACGGCGCUCGCAGCACGCGGCCGAGAAUCACGACCUGGGAGGCGGGCUGGAACGUCACCAACGCCAUACAGGGUAUCUUUGUGCUGGGUCUGCCCUACGCCCUGCUGCAGAGCGGGUACAUGGGUCUGCUGUUGCUGGUGUUAGCCGCGAUCAUCUGCAGCUACACCGGAAAGAUCCUGGUGUCCUGCCUGUACGAAGAGGACGAGAACGGCUGCCCGGUCCGCGUCAGACGGACCUACGAGGACAUCGCCACUGUCUGCUGCAGACACAUCUGCCCUUACAUCGGCGGCAAGUUGGUAAACGCCGCACAGGUGGUGGAACUGCUGAUGACGUGCAUCCUAUACUUGGUGGUCAGCAGUAACCUAAUGUGCCACAGCCUGUUUUUCCUGCCUCUGACCCCGGCGGCCUGCUCCGCAAUCACCUUUCUGAUCCUGGUGCCCUGCAUGCUGAUCCGUGACCUGCGGGUGGUGUCGCGUCUGAGCCUCUUCUGCUCACUGGCUCAGUUCCUCAUCACCUUCAUCGUCAUUGGCUACUGCCUCCGUCAGUCACCGCAGUGGGCCAGCAAGAGGCUGAGUGCAGUAGUGGUGGACUUCGAUGGCUUCCAGGUUGCGGUGGGGGUGAUCAUCUUCAGCUACACAUCACAGAUCUACUUGCCUACGCUGGAGGAGAGCAUGACCGACAGACUUGACUUCAACAGCAUGAUAGACUGGACUCACGCUCUGGCCUGCAUACUGAAGACAGCGUUCUCCGUGGUGGCCUUCCUCACUUGGGGAGAGGAAACCAAAGAGGUCAUAACGGAUAACCUGCCGACAGCUUUGCGGAUGGUGGUGAACCUGUGUCUGCUGGCAAAGGCUCUCCUCUCGUACCCUCUGCCAUUCUACGCCGCGGCGGAAAUACUGCAGACGGGCGUCCUGAAGCUCAAGCCGCCAGCAGAAGGGUCCGAUCGGUGGACUCUGCUCCUGCGUGGAUCCCUCCUCCUCCUCACCCUCAUCAUGGCGCUCUACGUGCCUCAUUUCUCCCUCCUCAUGGGCCUCACGGGCAGCGUGACCGGGGCGGCCAUGACGCUUCUGCUUCCAGCUCUCUUCCACCUGCAGCUGAAAUGGACUCAGCUGGACGCGAGCCGUAGGGUGCUGGACCUGCUGAUAUUACUGCUGGGCUGUUUCUGCAGCGUCUCUGGGGUUAUAUGUUCCAUCAAAGGGAUGAUAACAGCCUUUGAAGACAAAUAGAUAGCAAAUCGUGCUCUCCGUCUGUGUUUCCGUUUGCUCCGGUUGGUGGUGUUCGGUUGUUAAUAAAGUUAAACAGAGCUGUGUCUGGAGGUUAAUGAGCCUGCUUUGCUUCCUUCCACAAAUCUGACUGUGAAAUGUUAUCUAGCGUCGAGUGUUGUUGUCAUAAUUCACCAUGUUCAUUGCUCAGGCACUUACCAGGCCAAUCAUGCAUGAAAAGCACACGAGAUCCUGUUCUACAGUGUGUUUAUUAUUCUCUCGUUGUCUCUGGAGCGCAGUAAACAACUUUUGACAGUCAGUUAACUUCAUGUAAAAAACAAAUCAUAAAUAUACUGCUAGCAACUAAUAGUCUAUUAAAUUAUGAGCUUCUGAAACAGCA
Puntigrus tetrazona (Sumatra barb) is the source of this 2138-nucleotide messenger RNA. RefSeq names its product vesicular inhibitory amino acid transporter. The transcript has 4 exons. The record is from RefSeq and is a predicted model, not a curated record. Gene Ontology annotation, molecular function: amino acid transmembrane transporter activity. Gene Ontology annotation, biological process: amino acid transmembrane transport. Gene Ontology annotation, cellular component: vacuolar membrane. NCBI's taxonomy places the organism in Eukaryota, Metazoa, Chordata, Actinopteri, Cypriniformes, Cyprinidae. The coding region runs from base 413 to 1762 and encodes 449 amino acids.